CGACGGGAGGCGACUCGCUGCCCACUCUCAUAACCAUUCGUCAAAUUCCAGGAGUCCAGGAUGGACAGUAUAAAAUCGCGCGGCUCCUGCGGUAUCCAGUCAGUUCCUGCAGACGAUCCCACGAUGAAACUGUCACUAGUUCUACUUAUUGUGUUCGUUUCAGCGCUCUAUUUCGAAAAUUCCUUCUGCGAGGACCUCCGAAUAACGGGCAACGAAGAUGAGAAGAAGAGCUUGGUAGAACCGCAAAGGCCGAACAAAUACGCCCCGCUGUGGUUCGGGCCGAGGGUGGGAAGGAAGAAGAGGAACCUCGUAGAGGAAGAGAACAAGAAUUUCGAUAGGGAGGAAAUGGAGGUUUUGCUGGAAUUCAUCAGGAAGAGUCCUUGGACGAUCAUGCUUUUCGGAAAUGGAGGAAGUCGUCUAAUAAAUUACAAUCCCAAAGAAGAUCGUGGGUUGUAUGACGAUGAUGAAUUUACCGAAAUGGUACAAAGAUCCAUGUUUGCUCCGAGAUUAGGACGAUCGGCCUUCUAUCCUCGAUUAGGACGCGGUAACUCUGCCAUGGACUGAAUUUUAGUACUUAUUUUAUCUGGAUAAAUA
Messenger RNA from Phyllotreta striolata, 594 nucleotides. The record is from the annotation of a GenBank genome assembly. Lineage: Eukaryota; Metazoa; Arthropoda; Insecta; Coleoptera; Chrysomelidae.